Molecule: messenger RNA, 1530 nt
Organism: Caenorhabditis remanei
Lineage: Eukaryota; Metazoa; Nematoda; Chromadorea; Rhabditida; Rhabditidae
Exons: 10
Coding region: 1-1530 (509 amino acids)
Biological process (GO): proteolysis
Molecular function (GO): zinc ion binding; metallocarboxypeptidase activity
Source: RefSeq, a predicted model, not a curated record
AUGAUUUUACGGGUGAUUCUAACCGUAAUAUUAUUGUGCAUUGCCACGUGUCAUUCAUUAGAAAAAGGAGAUGGAUUCCAAGUAUUCCGAGUUCUUCCAACAACCAAUCAGCAACUUCUUCAAAUGAUUCGCCUCUUUGAGACAGCUGACACAGAUCGAGCUGACUUCUGGCAUGCUCCAAGUGUUGUGAAUGGAACAGUUGAUAUUAUGGUUGCACCAGAACACACUGGACAAUUCCAGAAGUAUUUAGAGAAACAUGGAUAUACUUAUCAAAUUGCAAUUCAAGAUUUACGAACACUUUUGAUUGAAAAGGAAGGAAACAUUUCAACUCAUUCUACAGAUGACGCAUUUUUCAUGAAGAGAUUACACGAUGAUGUUGGAUUUCAUUCGAGGCUCAGAAUGGGUGAAUACUAUUCGUAUUCUGUAUUAUCCACGUGGCUACAGAGAAUUGCUGAGAAUAUGCCAGAUAUUGCUAAGCUGAUCAAAGUUGGAACAACCAUCGAAGGUCGUGAUAUUCUUGGAUUGAAGUUCGGAAAAGAUACGCCAGAUAAAAAGGUUGUUGUCAUUGAUGCUGGAAUUCACGCAAGAGAAUGGGCUGCUAUUCAUACAGCUUCUUAUUUCAUCAAUUUGAUUGUGAACAGCCGAGAGGGAGAUCCACAAAUCCAAAAUUAUCUUGAUAACAUUGUUUUAUAUAUCAUUCCAGUUUUGAACCCAGAUGGAUAUGAAUACACGAGAACAGAUAAAACAAACCCAAGAGCUAGAAUGUGGAGGAAAUCUCGUUCUCCAAAAGCGUGUGCAUUUGACGGAGUUCGUAAUUCAUGUUGUAUGGGAGUCGACCUCAAUAGAAACUUUGAUUUCCGUUUUUCCGAGAUAGGAGCUUCGAGAUACCCUUGUUCCGAAAUCUACCACGGACCAUCUGCUUUCAGUGAACCAGAAUCCAAAGCGUAUUCUCAAUUUUUGGCAUCUCUAAAGGGAAGAUUGGAAGCGUAUAUCACAUUGCAUUCAUAUUCUCAACUUUGGAUCUAUUCAUAUUCUCAUAGAAAGUUUACUUAUGCUCCAGAUAUCGAUGAAACCAGAAGAGUUGCUGCAAAAGCUGUCCAGGAACUUGGCCGGAUGUACGGAACAAAGUAUAGGCAUGGAACUGGACCAGAAAUUAUUUAUGCAUUCUCUGGAGGAUCUACAGAUUGGGCAAAGGAGACAUUGAAGAUCAAAUACUCCUACACAAUCGAAUUGAGACCAGGCUACGAAGAGUGGAAUGGAUUCGUUCUUGAUAAAAAUCAAUUGAUUCCAACUGCGAAGGAGACCUGGGCAGGAGUUACGGUAGUACUGGAUGAGGUCACAAACCAAUGGAAAUCAUCGAAAAACCGGGAGAGUGAAUUAAGCCGUAUUCGUCAAGAAAAGUGUUCCGAUCGCCUCUCUGGUUGUGCUUACUGGCUUCAAUCCUCACCUAAUAUUUGCAGAAUUUCCCAAUCUACAAUGAUCCGGGACUGCGCAAAAACCUGCGAUUUAUGUCAUAUGAUCACGGUUUAG